Messenger RNA from Saprolegnia diclina VS20, 2547 nucleotides. RefSeq lists its product as hypothetical. The coding region runs from base 44 to 2407 and encodes 787 amino acids. The record is from RefSeq and is a predicted model, not a curated record. Lineage: Eukaryota; Oomycota; Saprolegniomycetes; Saprolegniales; Saprolegniaceae. Gene Ontology annotation, cellular component: nucleus. The transcript is spliced from 6 exons. Gene Ontology annotation, molecular function: 3'-tRNA processing endoribonuclease activity.
CGUCGGUUCGUAGUUGGAAAGUACGCCCCACGCGCGCAGAUAUAUGGCAGCGACGCUCAAGGUGACGGAGCUACCGCGCGGCGGCUCGGUCGUCUCGACCUCGAUUGGACCGAUCCAGUACGGCAUGCCGCCCGAGACGAUCAAGGACUCGAUGGCGCUCGGUCUCCCCGUGCCCAUGUACUUUAUCGUACCGUCCGAGCCCUUUACGAAGACACUGGGCCCCAACAUGGGCGUCAACGUCGCCGAGUUCGAGUUCCCCGCGUACUGCAAUUUCUUCUUCAAGCGGCAGUGCGUCAACCUCAUCGUCGCGUCGCAAGAGGUCGAAGACCGCAUCCGCCGCGUCUUCCAAGAGACGCUCUUUGGCCCGCAGGCCAUUGACAUGCGCAUGGACUUUCCGCCCGCGGUGCCGGCCUCGGCGUAUCCCAACCUCGAGGCGGAGCUCGGGUACUUUCGCAAGUUUGGCAACACGCUCAUUACGCUCGAGAUGCUGCUCAAGUUUACGCACUUCCGCGACGACAACAUAGCGACGCUCGUUUCCGGUGAGAACACGGUCACGAUUCAGAAGACCGAACACGGCUUUGUCAUUACCGACAAUGGUGCAGCGUCGGCGAUGAUUGAGGACUUUGUGCGGCUCCCGCCCCCCGCGCAGAACCUCACGGUGCGCGAUGUGUUUUACCCGCCGGCUUUUGGCGUCACAGUGCUUGGCAACUCGCAUGGGUUUGACCCGAAUGGCAAGACGUCCGGGUACGUAUUGUGGAUCAACCACCGCGGCAUCAUGGUCGACCCGCCGCCGUUCUCGACCUCAAUCCUCAUUGCCAACUCGAUCCCGCCGCUCAUGAUUGACGGCGUCAUUGUGACGCACUGCCACGCCGACCACGACGCCGGCACGUUUCAAAAGAUUCUACAAGAAGGCCGCGUGUCGCUCAUCACGACGCAAACCAUCUACCAGUCGUUUCUGCGCAAGUACGCGGCGCUCUCGGGGUUUGAAGAGAGCUUUCUCAAGCGUGUGCUCAACUACCGCAACGUGCGCAUCAACGACCCGACGAGCAUCCGCGGCGCGACCUUCCGCUUCUUUUACUCGCUCCACUCGAUUCCGUGCGUGGGCUUCGAAGUCACGUACGGCUCCAAACGCAUCGUGUUUUCGGGCGACCACCUCAACGACGUCGAGCGGAUCAAAGCGCUCAAGGACGAAGGCGUACUCACCGAGCAUCGGUGCAACGAGCUGCUGGCGUUUCCGUGGGACUGCGACGUCAUCUUGCACGAAGCCGGUGUGCCGCCGAUCCACACGCCCAUCAAGUCGCUCAUGGCGCUCGACGAGAACAUUCGCAAAAAGAUCUUUGUCGUGCACACGGCUGCCAAGGACAUUCCCGCCGACAGCGGCCUGCGCCCGGCGCCCGAAGGCGUCCAAAACACCAUCAUCGUCCCGACCGAGCGACCGGAGAGUGCAAGCACCCUCGAGGUGCUUGAUCUCGUGCGAAAAAUCGACAUCUUUGUCGACCUCACCCUCGCCGACGCGUACGAACUGGUCCAGAUGGCGCGCCGAGUCGACUACGCCAAAGCAGCGACCGUCCAAGAACACGGCAGCAUCGCGCGCUCGUUUUACAUUGUCGUGGCGGGCGAAGCCCAGGCGGUGUUUCCCCCGCUAGGCGCGCGCACCGACACGAGCGAUCGGAAGCGGCUCUCGACGAUUCCGCAGUCCAAGCGGUACAUCCCCGGCGACUAUUUCGACCUCCAAUAUCUGCUGACCCCCAACAUGCACGUGGGGUGCUCGGUCAUUGCUGCGUCGCCGCUCUGUCUCCUCGAGUUCAACGCCGCCGACAUCAACUGGUUCUUACGCGACACGAGCGUCUUCAACCGCAUCCAAAAGCUCGUGGAAACGCGGCACAACUUUGCGUGGGACACAAUCGCCGAGAACAGUAUCUUUACCAAGCUCACGCAAAUCCAGCGCACGCAGCUCGAGCUCACGCUUGGCAAGUGGAUCGUCGCCGAGAACUUCAUUGUGUGGAACGCGGACGAGGCGUGCGACAUUGCGGUCUUUGUCUCGGAAGGCGAGUUUGUCAUGAAGACGUGGACAAAGCCGACAAGCGCCAGCGCUGCCGAAGCCGAUAUGCCGACCGAGCCAAGAGGGCCGCCCCGGAAGCGGAAAGGCUCGGUGAACCGCGUGGUGCCAAUCGACUCGGUCACGAGCGGCCAAAGCAGCGAGUGUCUCCACGCGGUGUUUCGCCGCGGUGCGUUCAUUGGCAACGUCAACGCCCUCACGAGCGACGACGAGUGCGCGUUUGGGUCGAUGCUCGUUGCCAAAACCGCGGGCACGCUCUUCUGCAUCAAGAAGCCCGACUUCAAGUUCUUCCUCUUCGAGAACCCGGGCAUUCUCAUGGCCCUGAGUGACCUCACGUCCGUCAUCUGACUUGACGCUAUUUAACGCCACCGACCACCGCACACACCUUGUAGCGAGACGCCGACACCUCCUGUCGAAUGUUUGAUAGUCGUAGCCACGUUGCAUAGCCGUAUGACCAAUUAAUAGAUCCCACUCGCCUGUCGGACGUC